AUGACAGCAGGUCCUGGCCGUCAGUCGAUGUGGCGCCAGAACCUUAUCAAGGACCUCCUAGGAACAUUGAGUACACAUCCGGAAUCGAAGAUUCUGUUUCUUGAUGUGAACAUCCUUGAUUCCUCUGGUAAGGAGCCGUUCGGCGGAGAUGUUUUGAUUGAAGGGGAACGAUUUACAGCGGUGGGUCAAGUAUCAGAUGUAGAACAGCUCAAGUCGCAAGCCGGUGUCAGCGUCUUCGACGGAAAAGGUCGAGCGCUAACGUCAGGUUUGGGAGACGCACACACCCAUUUUACCUGGAACGGCGGUGAUCUCGAGCAAUUGGGAACCUUCGGAGUGGAGGAACAUACACUCCUUACUAUGCGGAGUGCACAAUGUUUUCUCGAUUCUGGCUACACCAUGUGUUUUGGCGCUGCUUCUGCGAAAGAGAGACUCGACGUUAUCAGAGACGCCAUAAAUGCUGGAGAUAUACCUGGUCCUAGAUAUCUGGCUAACGGGAGAGAGAUGACGCGACGGGGAGGUGAGCCCGUCAGAGGAAUCACAGCUUUUGCAGACGGAUCAGAGGAGAUGCGAGAGGUCAUCAAACACCAUGCCCAGCUUGGGGUUGACAACAUCAAAUUGAGCAUGAGUGGGGAAGACGCAAGUGAAACCAUUAUGGAGACACGAUCGGCCCAGGACUGCUACUUCACCGACGAAGAAACCCAGGCAUGCGUGGAGGAAGCCCAUAAACAUGGCAAGCGUCUAUGUUCACACGCCCGUGCCCGUGACUCCGUCAUCAUGUCGGUCAGACAUAGAAUCGAAGCAAUCUACCACGCCUCUUACAUCGACGAUAGAGGCAUGCACAUGCUCGAGCAAGCAAAGGCAAAACAUAUUGUUGCUCCAGCGAUCAACUGGCCGGUGUGCACGUUGAAUGAGGUGGAAUCAUUUGGCUAUCCGAGAGAAGCGGCCGAGAAAGCUGGCUACAAACGCGAACUUGAUAUUGCCAUUGCCGGGCUGCAGGAGAUGCAUCGCCGUGGUAUCGUCAUUUUGCCUAGUGGCGACUAUGGUUUUGCAUGGACACCGCAUGGAACGUAUGCACGGGAUCUCGAGCACUUUGUGAAGCUCCUCGGCUUCACUGAGCAUGAAGCCAUCAUCGCAGCGACUACUGGGGUUACAGCUCUGUUUAUACAAUCGAAUGACCUAAGCAAAGUUCAACUGAGCUACUACGCCGACUGUAUUUUGGUCAAUGGUAAUCCGCUCAAAGAUAUAACCGUCCUACAAGACCACGAUAAGCUGAACGUGAUAUGCAUCAAUGGAGAGGUGCACAAGGCUGGUAAAAGGGAAUAUAUGCAGCUUCCUGUUUCGGGUCAGGAUAACGAUUCGUAUGUCAUCGUGCCAGAUCAAGAAUUCCCAACUAUCAAGAAGAAGAAGAUCGAUUCUAAACUCUAUUGA
Molecule: messenger RNA, 1428 nt
Organism: Bipolaris sorokiniana ND90Pr
Lineage: Eukaryota; Fungi; Ascomycota; Dothideomycetes; Pleosporales; Pleosporaceae
Exons: 4
Coding region: 1-1428 (475 amino acids)
Molecular function (GO): hydrolase activity, acting on carbon-nitrogen (but not peptide) bonds
Source: RefSeq, a predicted model, not a curated record